UCCCACCCCUCUUUCCUUGCCGCAUACCUCCAAUGCAGAAGAGUGCCCCCUCCACCCCCUUUUCCAGCCACAGGGACUAAAAAGGGAAGCAAUGGGAACGUGUUGGACGGCCCUCCCAAGAACAUGCAAGCAGUGCAACUGUGAGCUGCUUAGAGGGAGAGCCCCGCAUGGGGCUGGAAGGGGCUCCUAAAACACCAUGGAGAUGGUUUCGAGUUUUGGAUCAUUCUGCACCCCAAGGAGUUGUGAUCCUGCCAUGGAUGCUUCCGAAUGGCCGGAGGAGGUCUCAGCAUCUUGUUCAGAAGGCUACUAUCCAGUGACUCAAGGAGAAGUGUUCAAUGGAAGAUACCAAGUGGUACAGAAUCUGGGGUGCGGCUACUUCUCGACUGUCUGGCUUUGCCAGGACAUGGGGAAGAAGAGGUGUGUGGCUGUGAAGGUGCCCAAGGGAGGGGAGAAUUUCGCUGAGGCGGCCCUGGAUGAAGUCAUGCUCCUGCGCUGUGUGAACAGCAAGAGAAGAAAAGAGCAAGCUGAAGAUCACAUCAUCCGCUUGCUGGAUGAUUUCAAAAUGAUUGGAGAGAAUGGCUUUCAUGUGUGCUUAGUGUUUGAGCUGCUGGGUCCUUCGCUCCAGUCCUUGCUGAGCUGCCCAGGAAUCCAGGGUCUCCCCUUGCCUUUUGUCAAGAAAGUGACACAUCAGGUGCUCAAAGGCUUGCAUUUCCUGCACAAGGAGUGCCGCAUCAUCCAUGCAGACAUCAAACCAGAGAACAUCCUGCUGUAUGUUACGGAAGAAAGCCUGAAGACCCUCCUGCACAACAUGGUCUCUUCUAGUGAAGGAACAAAGCCACAGAGGCCAGAUGACAUGGCCGUUCUCUUGGAUUGUUGCAACCUCAUGAAGAUGGGAGUCAAAAUUGCAGACCUGGGAAGCGCCUGCUGGACUUACAAGUCCUUCUCCAAAAAGAUCCAGACCCAGCCCUACAGAGCCCUGGAGGUCCUUCUUGGAUUAGAUUAUGGCACCCCGGCUGAUAUCUGGAGCACAGCAUGCCUGGCUUUUGAGCUGGCAACCGGAGAGCAUCUCUUUGAACCUCAGGCUGGACGGUAUUUCUCUAGAGAUGAUGACCAUGUGGCUCGGAUCAUUGAACUCCUAGGCAGAAUUCCCCCCCAAAUUGCUUUGUUCUGGAAGCAGGCAUCGGGUUUCUUCAGCAGAAAAGGUGCCCUUCUGCGGCUGUCUAGGAUCUCCUCCUACGACCUAUAUCAUCUCCUCACUGAUAAAUACCGGUGGCCAAAGCACCAGGCAGCCCCAUUCACCAACUUUCUCCUGCCAAUGCUUGAGUACGCACCAGCAAGGAGGGCACCAGCUGAGAGAUGCCUUCAACAUCCUUGGCUCAGUACUUAGUCACCAUUGUACCCUGAUCCUACUGCUCUUUGCCAUGGCUGGCUAUGUCUGUGAUGGGGACAGGUGAUGGAAUCUCAGUUCUCAGGAGGUGAUGUAAUGCCAGGAUGCCUAUCUGCUGCCUACAAGAGAUGGGGCAAUGAAAUAGUCCGGGCAAUGCCUCCUCUUGCCCACCUCUACAAAUCAAGUUCUUUAGGAUUGUCUUUCCACUAGCACCAUGUGAUGUGAAGACAGAUGUCACAGAAGAAGAAAUUAGCUUCAUCCAAGGAAUGAGCUAGGCUUCCUCCCAGUUUCACAACUAUGGUGAAUGGCAUCAUAGUAGCAAACUCAAAACUGGCUCAGCUGGCAAUCUUGCCCCUUCCCAUGUGGUUCAAGCAGGUGUGAUGACCUUAGCCCCGUCCUUCACUCAGACACAGGAAUUUCCCUUCAUUUUUUCUUCCUUUCUGGCUGAGCAGCCCUUUAUUUAUUUUCAUGUAUUUAUGAAGUUUUAUGGCUGUCCCACCCUAUCACAGUAUUAUAUUCUGAUGCUGGCUCAACCCAGGAACUUGAGGGAAAGAAACAAGAUCACCACCUUUAACUUAAACCUCUAAAAAUGGCACAAAGUUUUUUGAAGUUCAGAAAGAAAAUAUUUUAUUCAACAUAGUGGGGGGAAGUCAGGUGAAAUCAGAGGUAAUAUAUCUGAGGAGAAUCAAAUAUAACAUCACAAACUUCAGUUCAUAUGUUUCCAGUAAGUGAAAGUUCUUGAGCUUUUCAUAAAUCUUAGAAUCUUAGGGAUGAGAAGCUUUAGUUUCAGUUUUUCCUAAACACUCCAGUUCACUUCUUGAGUUUAUCUGACUCGUCAGGUUUCAUAAGGCAGGGAUACACUACCAAGUACCCAAAUUCCUUCUCUAAACACAUCAGGGAUCACUCCACUAUUUGAGCUAUCUCCGUUUCCAACUGGGCAGGGAAUCACUUAUCUAAUAAGAUCUGUCCCUUUUCCUGACCUGAAUAGGAGUCUUCACCAGUCCUCCCACUCCUCCUUGCCAACCUUCGCAGUCCUCAGUCAGUGUUAAACCUUUCUCAGUCAGUGCUAAACUCUCCUCAGUCAGAGCUAAACUAUUCCAGUUCUCAGUCAGAGCUAAACUGAGCUAUUUUCAGCCAUCAGUUCCCAAGUCUUUCUGCUCAGCUGAUGCUAACCAAACAAAUCUUUUUGAAUAGCCUGUCACUCAAGGCUCUCUGUGAGGCAUUAACUCUCCACAGUCCUUCACAUGUUUACACAGCACUUAUGAGCUUUUACAGCAUAGUCUGCCACAGCACAUUAUUCACUUUUAAAACAUAAAUAAUUGCUUCAUUUUUUAAAAAAAACUUAACAUUUACUGCUUUAGAGAAAAGGGGUUUCUAGCAAUAUCACAAGGGGGCACUGAAUCAGACCUCUGUACAGCCAGUUUUUGCUUCAAAUUUACAAAACUAUUUCUCCCUCCGGACUUUGACUUUGCAGAGGAAAGGGAUAUUUGGAUAGAAUGCAGUGAGCAGCGCCCCCUGUUUAAAAAAAAUUACAUGUCUUCACCCAUGGUCUCAGCCUUCCCACACUUGGCUGGUCUUGUGCAAUUUUGUGAGAAAUCUUGUGGCUCUGUCGCAUACAUCGUACCUCAUCCUUUACUCUUACCUGAUUGGUGCUGGUAUGAUGUUGCACACAUCAUACCUCAUCCCUUACAGUUACCUUACUGGUGCUCCAAUUUUGGUUUUCUUAAUGUGAAAGUUAGCACUUCAUAAAACUGGUACUAACC
Messenger RNA from Heteronotia binoei (common prickly gecko), 3150 nucleotides. RefSeq names its product SRSF protein kinase 3-like. Lineage: Eukaryota; Metazoa; Chordata; Lepidosauria; Squamata; Gekkonidae. Gene Ontology annotation, biological process: protein phosphorylation; spliceosomal complex assembly; regulation of mRNA processing. Bases 197 to 1387 code for a protein of 396 amino acids. The transcript has 12 exons. The record is from RefSeq and is a predicted model, not a curated record. Gene Ontology annotation, molecular function: protein kinase activity; ATP binding.